AAAACAAAAAACAUUAAAUAUAAAAAUAUAAGAAAAAUAAUAAAAAAUUCAUAGAAGAAUUAUAACCAUACAACAAAAUACAUUCAUACAUAUGAAUAUAAUAUUAUUGCGACUGUAAGAACAAAAUACUCUUCUUUUAAAAAAAAACUAAUGAUGAGAAAAUUUUAAUUUCGAAAACACAAACCAACCUAUAAAUACUAAAAAUGUCUCAUUCAAUUUACAUAGAUGAAUCAAAUGGUAAUAAUUUGUAUUCAACAAUAGCAAAUCAAACAACAAAUUCAACAUAUAGAGCCCAACAAAAUCUAAAUAAUUCACCGUCAUCGAAAAGUACAACAAGAUCAUCAAAUGAAGAUUUAAGUCAAAGUUUGUCGGAAUAUACGGAUGCUGAAGAAAGUAUGUCAGCUCCGACAGAAUUUCUGGCUGAGUUUUUAUCGGCGGUCAUGUUGAAAGAUUACCAGAGAGCUUUCGAAUAUUGUAAAUUGAUUCUUCAAUAUGAGCCAAAUAACGCAACAGCCAAGGAAUUCUAUCCUCUGAUUCAAGAAAAAUUGAAAAUUGAAUCAGCUGGUGAAAAUGAUGAAAAUGGUAAUAAAUCAUCAUCAGCGGAUGGCUGUGCUGAUACUGAUAAUGAUGAUGAUGUUGAUGAUGAUGUUGAUGAUGAUGAAGUUGAAGAAGAAUCAGUAGAUGACAGUAAUAGCAAUAAUAGUAGUAGUAGUGAUCAAUCAUUAAAUGAAUCGGAAGUAGCAACAAGUGAAGAAUCUGAUGAAAAUUUAUUAGAUCCACCUGGUUCAAAUAAUUCAUCAAGUGGUAGUGGUAGCGGUUGUUAUGGUAUUAGCCGUAGUGAUAAUACAACACAUUCAUAUUCAAGUUUAUUAUUAGAAGAAGAAGAUGAUGUACCACAAAAUAUAAAUUUACGAGAUAUUCAUCGUACAGAUUUAGAUAUUAGUAAUGGAAAUUUCAUUUCUGCCUCAUGCAGUGACUCAGAGUCCCCAACAGAACCAUUAACACAAAGAUUGGCUGCAAUACUACGAUCAAAAUGUCAUCCUAAUGAUAACGAAAUUGAUAACAAUAAAAAAUAAUAAGAAUUUUAAAUAAUUAGAAAAUAAGAAAAUUUAUUUUAAAAAUAUUUAUUUGUAUGUAUUUAAAAAAAAAUAAG
Molecule: messenger RNA, 1153 nt
Organism: Condylostylus longicornis
Lineage: Eukaryota; Metazoa; Arthropoda; Insecta; Diptera; Dolichopodidae
Product: glutamate-rich protein 2
Exons: 7
Coding region: 204-1076 (290 amino acids)
Molecular function (GO): protein binding
Source: RefSeq, a predicted model, not a curated record